Molecule: messenger RNA, 294 nt
Organism: Symbiodinium sp. CCMP2592
Lineage: Eukaryota; Dinophyceae; Suessiales; Symbiodiniaceae
Source: the annotation of a GenBank genome assembly
AUGCCUCUUUGUGGGUGGUUUCAUCGCUCUUGUGCAGGGAGCGGCGGAGCCCGUCGUCGCCAUGUUUAUUGGCACCUGUUUCGAUGUCAUCAAGACGGCUCCCGCCGACGUGGUGCUCGAGGAGAUGCAGACGCCUUUGCUCUCCAUGGCAGUUCUCGCGUUGUCCGUUUUUUUCCUCGCUUUCCUGUGGCAGACGCUCCUGAUGCUCGCCGCAAGCCAGCAGGCUCUGCGCUGGCAGGUCCGGUACCUCAAAUCCUUGCUCUCUUUAGACAUCACGUGGUUCGACGAGAGUGA